AUUCGUUGAAAUAUCUUGCAAUGUUGUUCUUAGUGCUCAAUUUGGCUUUGAUCUUGUUGAUCAAUUGUAACUUGCACAGAAGGAAAAGAGAGAGAGAAGGGUGAUGAAAAGAGGUGGAGGAUGAAGAUAGGGAAUCCAAGUUCUAGAAUCUUAAACUUGGCUACACCUAACCUUGUUUUGGAACAAAAACCGCCAGUUUUUCAGAGAAACAGGGGCUGUGCAGCCGUGAGGAUCGAGGGAGGCAAUGGUGUUGUAUUUUCAGACAACAAAUGGGUUAAGACCCACAAGGCAAACAAUUGGGUUUCGGACUUUCGGUUUAAGUUUUAGGUUUGCUGGCUUUUUCUUUGGGUUUUGUUUGGUUUGAGAUGGGUUUGUAAAUUUGCUGGAUUGGGUUUCAGCCUUCAUGGUUUUGAGUUUUUGCCCAAUUGGUUCAUCUCUUGUCCAUGUUCAUCAAUUGAGUCCCUUUUUGGUGUCUUCUCUAUUCUUUUCUUCCCCUUGCAUUUCAUUUUCUCACAUAUAAGCCCUGAGACUAGAUAAAAUAAAAUAAAUUAGAGAUUUUCAU
This is a messenger RNA of Rubroshorea leprosula, 562 nucleotides long. The record is from the annotation of a GenBank genome assembly. NCBI's taxonomy places the organism in Eukaryota, Viridiplantae, Streptophyta, Magnoliopsida, Malvales, Dipterocarpaceae.